AUGGAUCGAGCAUUCGAAGACGACAUAAGACAGAAGCUUCAGCUUAGUCAAGGGCAUGGUAAUGGCCAGACCACCGAGGGCUCUGCUGGGCCAGUGAGACAGAACCAGAGCCAGUCGACCCAGCAGCCACAAUUGCCACCUGGCAGACAGCAGUACUCAACCCAUCCGCAAUCCCAUGCUCGCACUGCACGACCGCCACGCCAGCAGGCACAAAGUCACACUCCUCAGUCCACUGCACAACAACAACAGCGACAUGCGAAUCAUCGACCAAGUCAGCAGCAACGCCGUAUGCAAACUCAAGGACCGCAGGUGACCACAGGCCAAAACUUAUCACAGUCUCGUGCCGUGGCCUCAGCACAGCAAAACACUCCUCUUGAUCCGAGCGAAUUCCAGCGCGGAGGGCAAGUCGCAGGGUACUACCAACGCCCUCAAGGACCGCCUCGGCAAUUGUACAAUCCUAACAAUGCGUCUCCCGCUCGUAGCUCACCGAUGCCGAUGCAUCAUGAUGUGCGCAGCGCACAAUCGCAACAUCUGGAAAGCCUGGCCAAUGUCGAGAUCGCGAGAGUUGCGAUGGUUGCCGCCGAACGUGAUGAGAAAGAGGCUUUUCGAGAACGCCUGGAGUCGAUCGUCCAGGAGGUGUGCAAGGCAGAUCCCGAGCGGCUACCCAUCGUCUCACUCCAAACUUUCGGCAGCUUUCGCUCUGGCUUUGCAAACGCAGGCUCGGACAUGGAUCUGGUAAUAGUGCUGCCAGAUGGCUCCCCAGCUAACGCAAGUCUGGGACUGCUCGAAGAUGACUUGCCACGGGCAUUAGAGAAAAAACUGCUUCAGCUCGGCUUCGGUGCACGACUGCUCACUCGCACGAGGGUACCCAUCAUCAAAAUCUGCGAAAAGCCGGCCGAGAGUCUUCUGGACAAAUUGAGGGAGGAGCGUGAGAAGUGGGACUAUCUGGACCACGACAAGAAGUACCCGCAUCUACACGAGUACGACGGAAAUCAGCAAGCUGGUCCGAACGAUAUCAGCUCUGCCUUGGCUGGUGCCGACGGACCUGCGAGAACCAACGGUGCCAGUCCAAAUGGAGCGGCGGGCAUAUUAGCGCCACCACAACCUGUGGAUGGUGCCCUUUCCAUCGAUGCCAACGGCACGACCAAUGGUGCAACAGCUCUAGCGGAGGCCGUCGAGCAGCUCUCUGUCGAUGAGAGCAAAUCCGGAAAUGCCAACAAGUCAGAGGCGCUCGCGACAAAACCGAGGCGUGAUAACAGACCUUUCACCCGCGAGCGUAAAGCUGGGCCACUGGACUUUUCAAAGUCGGGCGUAGGCAUCCAGUGCGACAUCAACUUCUUCAAUCCACUCGGCCUCCACAACACGCAGCUACUCCGCUGCUACGCUUUCUGCGACCCUCGUGUGACACCAAUGAUCCUCUUCAUCAAGCAGUGGGCCAAGAAGCGCAAGAUCAACAGCUCAUACUCUGGCACACUAUCAAGUUACGGUUACGUCCUCAUGGUGCUGCACUAUCUUGUCAAUGUGGCUCGGCCUGCGGUCUUGCCAAACCUUCAAGGCCCAUGGCGACCAUCUGCAUCGUGUCAGCUUCCAGGAGCGACAAGAACAGAGUGCGAUGGCUGGACCGUCGACUUCUGGCGUAACGAAGAAGAGAUUGCAAGAGCACUAAAGGCCGGUCAGAUGUCCACCAACAACGAGCCUCUCGGCUCCUUACUGAACGGCUUCUUCGACUAUUUCUCGUCCAUGGGUAAUGGCCCUAAGUUCCACUGGAUGCAGCAAGUGCUCUCCUUGCGCUCUCAAGGUGGUAUACAGACGAAGGAGGAGAAGGGAUGGGUCAAAGCUAUCACAGAAGAAGGAGAAGGCAAGAAGGUGCAGCACAGGUAUCUGUUUUGCAUCGAGGAUCCCUUCGAGCUGGCGCACAAUGUCGCCCGCACCGUGACUCACCCUGGCAUUGUCGCUAUACGAGACGAGUUCAGGAGGGCAAAGAGGAUACUGAUGGACAUUGGCUUUGGGCGUGAGGCAAAUGAUGGUGGACUCUUUGAUGAGCUAGUCGAGGAAGUGCCGGAGGCUGUAAGUCUGGAGGUGCUAGAAGAAUCCACCAACGGCGCCGUGCAGACUUUGAUGCAGCGGCAUGCUCUGCAUACUGCUCAGCACGCCGCUCAGCAGAACCAACGGCAGGUUCAGAACAGAGGUGGCAAUUCCCGCGGGCCACCGAAUGGUCGACAGCAGGUCCAGGCCACCAAGACAAUCGACAUGGCAGACAACGAUGCCUUCCCUACACUAGGUGGCGGCUGUGCGAAGGCCAAGUCGAAGCCAACGAGUCGCCAGAAUGAAGCUAAUACUAGUGAGAUCUCUGGCGAGAAGGCGCAAGCACUGCUCGCUAAGAUCAAGCAGGAGAAGGCUGGACGUCAUGCUGAGGCUACUGCUACAGAUGUGGCGGAGAGUGUAUUGAGAGGACUUGACUGA
Recurvomyces mirabilis is the source of this 2463-nucleotide messenger RNA. RefSeq lists its product as uncharacterized. The transcript has a single exon. NCBI's taxonomy places the organism in Eukaryota, Fungi, Ascomycota, Dothideomycetes, Mycosphaerellales, Teratosphaeriaceae. Gene Ontology annotation, molecular function: RNA uridylyltransferase activity. The record is from RefSeq and is a predicted model, not a curated record. Gene Ontology annotation, biological process: RNA 3'-end processing. Bases 1 to 2463 code for a protein of 820 amino acids.